AUACUGUGUUAAUAGUACCAAUUCAAUCAAUGCUUCAUUUAUUAAAGAGAAAGCACUUGAAGUACAAAGAUCACAGCCCUUUCUAUCGCAGAAGCCAAUAUAUUUAUCCAUGGAUUGUAUUCUCAUGUAAUGGAUCAGUUACUAAAUGGAUCUUUGGAGCUAACAAUAAUGGAACCACUGCUAUUCAAUCUGAGCUCCAAAUAUGGCGUCAACUGGGUCCCAAUAAUUACAAUAAAAUAGGAUCUAGUUUAGUUAAUGCUAAUACAAUGAUUGGUACUAAUCUCUAUGAGUUUAUUCCUCAGACUCCACUGCAGUUCCAGGAAGGAGACAUAUUUGGUGUUCAUACUGAUAGAACUGAUGGAGAGAGACUAGUUCUAUAUGAACAGAGAGAAAGUGGACCAACUAACCUACGAAUCAGGGAUAGUGUAGAUUCUCCUCCAUCAACAAUAUCUGAAACACUUAUAACAGUAAACAAUGACUUUCCAUUGGUCACUGUGGAGAUCAAUAUUUCUACCCAACCAACUGUUGCAAUAACAUCAAGUAUAACUGAAAAUAUUUUAGAAGCUUCUGUUUCAAUUAUUUUAUCAAUGACUUCCCUUUCUCCUACCAUGUUUGCACAUACACUCUCUUCCUCAUCAUCAUUCUUACAUAAAUUGUCAAGUGAAUCAAUCAAUGUUCAUGAUACUUUACUAAAUGUUGUUACUAAAACAAUGAACGACAGACUGACAGCCAAAGUACUUAGUACCUCUCCCACACAUAGCAUGAUAGAGCCAACCAUAGGGGUAGGAACAAACUAAAAGUUGGGGGGGCUA
This is a messenger RNA of Amphimedon queenslandica, 812 nucleotides long. RefSeq lists its product as uncharacterized. The transcript is spliced from 3 exons. The record is from RefSeq and is a predicted model, not a curated record. The coding region runs from base 30 to 797 and encodes 255 amino acids. Lineage: Eukaryota; Metazoa; Porifera; Demospongiae; Haplosclerida; Niphatidae.